Molecule: messenger RNA, 1021 nt
Organism: Botrytis cinerea B05.10
Lineage: Eukaryota; Fungi; Ascomycota; Leotiomycetes; Helotiales; Sclerotiniaceae
Exons: 3
Coding region: 310-636 (108 amino acids)
Biological process (GO): DNA replication; base-excision repair; double-strand break repair via homologous recombination
Cellular component (GO): DNA replication factor A complex; site of double-strand break; nucleus
Molecular function (GO): single-stranded DNA binding; damaged DNA binding
Source: RefSeq, a predicted model, not a curated record
GAGGGGCACUAUCAAAUUAAUAUGCGAAGUCAAACGCCACCCCCUCGUCAAAUAACAUCCACCCCACACUAAAGUUCAGCCACCGCUAACCAACCUAGCAAAUCACAUGUUAACGUAUCAUAGACGCGUUUUUGUGGAUUUGUUUUCAAACCAACUCAGCCUCGUCUCGUCAGCAAUAUCGAAUCCAAUAUCGAACUUCAACUCCCAUACCAACUAAAUCACUCAAUUCAACCCGACAAAGUAAAUCAACACGACUCCAUCCAAUCCAAAAAUCUCAUCAUCUCACCAUCCCAAUUUCAGGAUCUUAUCAUGGCCGAAACACUCACCACCCCCCGCAUUACCUCUCCGUACUUGAAUUCCUUUACUUCACGCACCGUACGUAUGGUGGGAAAAGUGACGCAGUUAAGAGGUGACGAGGCAACUAUUGAGAGCGACGGUGCUGUUACUGUGAUUCUGAACCGGGACUCCCAUCUCCAAGUCGGCAACGCCGUCGAAAUCGUCGGGAAAGUAAACCAAGACCUAAGCGUCAAAGUACUAAAAGCCACUGAUUUCGGCACGAAUUUCGAUUUCGCAGCCAUGAACGCCCUAGUCGACGCAAACCAUCGAUACAAGGAAAUCUGGUACACCGAGGGAUAAGAAACCACCAAGUAUCUAUUACCUGUAUUCGACAACGUUGAGGAAAAGCAAAGACACAGAAAUGAUAAUGGAUCUAGAGUGGGAUCAGACGCCUUCGUUAUAGACGAAUGAGUUAAUGGGGUAGAGAUACGAAUACUACGAGAGGAUAUGAUAUUUUAUGGAAUUCUACAGGGCAACAGGAAUAGAAGAAAAUGAGAAGUGGUGCUACUUGUUAGAAAGAACCGAAGGGAUCGAGGGUGGAAACAGAUAUUAGAGAGAAGUUGCUGUGAUUUCAAACCCUGCUUGCCUCAUAUCCCUCUGUUUAGUGGAAUGCCUUGAUGGCAAGCCUAUCGAGAAAAUACACAUAGAAACAAUACAACGUAUGAAACCUACUCAACAUGUUUCA